UUCACAAGCUGUACCUAGGUAGGAAAGCUCGAUCUUUUAACGAUUCAAAUAUCCCGUUGGCCUGCGCCUGCCUAAUCCGAUAACCUGACAUACUCAGGCCGCGACUUCUUACCUCAGGAAAUAGUUACUCGAUACACAUCGACCGCUCCGCGAGCUACACACCGCCCGAGACCCCGUCAUGGCGCCUCCUGCUGGCAAGCGCGUCAAAGGCGUGCAGAUCUACCGGCCCUUCAUAUACGGCACCACCGCCCGCCCCUUCAACGACACCGACAACCCGCGGCCCCCGGGCAUCCCCGCCGACCACACCCACUCGUGGCAGGUCUUCGUCAAGGGCAUCGACGGCACCGACAUCUUCUACUGGCUGCGGCGCGUCCAGUUCAAGCUGCACGAGUCCAUCCCGAACCACCUGCGCACCAUCGACGCCGAGACCAUCGCCAAGGAGAACGAGGGCAAGCCCGCCGCCCAGCGCCAGCGCGCCUUCGUCGUCAACGAGACCGGCUGGGGCGAGUUCGAGAUCACCAUCCGCCUCUACUACGACAGCCGCUCCGCCGAGAAGCCGCAGACGCUGUACCACCACCUGCGCCUGCACCCGUACGGCCGCACCGAGGCCGAGAAGGAGGCGAUGCGCAACGGCGGCGAGGUGGUCGCCUGGGUGUACGAGGAGCAGCUCUUCAACGAGCCGUUCGAGGACUUCUACAAGGUGCUGACGUCGGGCGCGCGCGACAAGGCCGGCGGCGCGGCCGGCGGCAAGGGCAAGGGCAAGGGCAAGGCGGCCGCGGCCGCCGACGGCGACGGCGAGGUCAAGGAGCGCAGCGCCAUGAUCCCGCUCGCCAACCGGCCCGGCCAGCCGUUCAGCCGCGAGACGGAGCAGCUCGAGAUCAAACGCCUCCGGGAGGCCGAGGAGAAGGUCAGCCAGAUGGUCGCCGAGAUGGACCGCACCAUCAAGGCCAAGGAGGCCGAGCUCGCCGAGCUCAAGGCCGCCGCCGCGGCUGCCCCCGGCGCGUAGGACGUCCCCCGGGGAAGCCAGGGCGACGAAGCCUCUCAAAGCACCACGACGAGACCCAAGCGCAACCGCCGCAAGCCCAGGCGCUGGUAAAGAGGGGGAAGGUACGGUGGCCUCGCCCGCUCUACCGCAUCGCGGGCGCGGCGACAGCGGCGAAAAACCACAAGAAGAAAAAGGGCGGCGAGUAUAGAUAGCCUUGCC
Messenger RNA from Durotheca rogersii, 1204 nucleotides. RefSeq names its product yeats family-domain-containing protein. Gene Ontology annotation, biological process: regulation of DNA-templated transcription. Bases 179 to 1006 code for a protein of 275 amino acids. NCBI's taxonomy places the organism in Eukaryota, Fungi, Ascomycota, Sordariomycetes, Xylariales, Xylariaceae. The transcript has 3 exons. The record is from RefSeq and is a predicted model, not a curated record.